This is a messenger RNA of Zea mays, 3864 nucleotides long. RefSeq names its product ARM repeat superfamily protein. NCBI's taxonomy places the organism in Eukaryota, Viridiplantae, Streptophyta, Magnoliopsida, Poales, Poaceae. The transcript has 9 exons. The record is from RefSeq and is a predicted model, not a curated record. Gene Ontology annotation, molecular function: protein binding. The coding region runs from base 159 to 2609 and encodes 816 amino acids.
UGGGCCGCUAGAUAGGAUUUCCGAGCCACAUCGCAGUUUAUUCGGUGUUCGAGACUAGAAGCCUGGAGAAACGUUUGUUGUUCUUCCAGAACACGCCCUCGGAAUCCUAUCGCCUCCCACAGCACACGACGCGCCUUUGCUGAACUCUCUCUGUCGCCAUGCUGCCGGCGGUCGCCGCUGCAUCCCCCGGCCUCUCACAUCUGCCGCGCUACCACCACCUUGGCCGUCGCUUUCACCUCCGCCGCCACCGCCUUCUACCUGCUAUUCCGGCCAGGCUAUCGUGUGGGGCCACCCACGCCCGCCGCCUUCUCCUUGCCGGCGCGUUCGCAAAAGGGGAGGGUUCUUCAGGACAGGAUGUUGAUCACUCUGCUGGUGCCACAAAUUCUGGGUCUGCAUACCUUGGUCUCUUCGUUCGAUUGCUUGGCUUGGAUAAUGACACCCGUGAUAGGGAGCAUGCUGUUUGCACACUCUAUCAAUACUCCCUUGGUGGAAGGAAGAGCAUCGAUGAGAUAAUGCAAUUCCCUGGUUGUAUUGUUCUCAUCAUUAGCCUCCUGAAAUCAGAGUCCAUUCUUGCCUGCGAAGCAGCCACAGGUCUUCUGCGUAACAUUACGUCAGUUCACAUAUAUAGGAAGAUGGCUGGUGAGAGUGGAGCAAUGGAAGAAAUCAUUAAUCUUCUCUGUAAAUCUACAAUAACCCCCAAGAUUCUAGAGCAGUGUUUGUGUACCAUUUGGAACUUUUCUAUUGAUGAAAAAUGGAGGUACAAGGUUCUGAAGAGCGAUGUCCUAAUGAAGAUUGUUGGUUACCUGGAUGAAGAAGACAUACAAGUCAAAGAAGCCGCUGGUGGUAUCAUAUCAAAUUUAGCUUUGAGUUCCUCUAGUCAUGGAGCUUUGGUUGAAGUAGGCGUCAUCCCAAAAUUGGUUCAUCUUUUGCAAACCAAAGAAGAUGACUAUAAGAUUAUUAGAAAGGAAGCUAAAAGUUCACUAAUACAGCUGGCCACUGAUGAUUGUUACUACAGCCUUAUAAUAGAGGAGGGUCUAGUUCGGGUUCCUUUGGUUGGCUCAGCUGCAUAUAAAGCCUUUAAACCUCUCCCUCAUUCAUGGCCCUCUUUUCCUGAUGGCUCUAAGAUUCAGCGGAGUUCUCAUCCCUCAAAGUACGGUGCUACCGAACUGCUCCUUGGCUUGAGUGUCAAUGAGAACGAUACAAAACCAGAUGAAGCUAAAAUUAAUGCUAUGAUAGGACGUUCUAAUCAGCAAUUCCUUGCACGUGUUGGAGCUAUUGAGUUGGAUGAUCAAGGACAAGAGGAAUCUGGAUCUGAAAAGAAUGACAUGUAUACCAUUUUGCCAUGGGUAGAUGGUGUUGCACGGUUAGUUUUAAUCCUUGGACUUGAAGAUGUCUCUGCAAUCAAAAAGGCUGCUAGAGCAAUGGGUGAUGCAUCAAUAAAUGAACAUAUGCGUACCUCAUUCAAGGAAGCUGGGGCUGUUAAACCUCUACUUCAGCUGCUCAAGCACAAAGAUGUACAUGUUAGAGAAGCUGGUGCUUAUGCGUUGGAAAAAUUAUGUGUAAGUGCCACAGUCUGCCAUAAUAUCAAAACAGAAGGUGGACUAGAAUUGCUUGUAAAUAUAGUCAAGGAUCGACAUACUCCAGUAGAACUACUAGAGAAGAUAAUUUAUAUACUUUCUCGAAUGUUUGACAUGGGGAUUUGCAUGGUUGCUGUGCCGGAUACUGAAGGUUAUAAGGAUAGUGAAAACAGUGCAAAGACAUCUGUUAACCAAGAGAUGUCCAGCGAGUUGAUCUUUGAUUUUGAUGCUAUCUCACACUUAACGGAAGUUCUAAAGGAAGCAUCGCCAAGGUUGCAAGCAAAAGUCUGUUGUGUACUUGACCAUAUAGCAGCUUCGGAGCAACAUGCCACCGCAAUGACUGCUGCUUGCACUGGUUCAGUAAUUGAAGCUAUUCUUGAAAUAGGGGUUAUUCAUGGGACCAGAAGUGACUCUGAGAACUUUGAAAUUCCUAGUGUAGUUAUAAAAGAACUCAGUGAGGCUGUGUCUGCAGCUGUGAGGUUACUCUCAAAGUUAUUGAACUUUGAUCUUUUCAUCCGCAGCAUAAACGGUGAAAAAAUCACUUCUUUGCUAAGAAGAACGCUCAAAUCAAAUUUCCCCCUUCAGUCAAAGGAUUGUCUUGCGGCAUGCCUCAUUAAGCUAGAAUCCAGAGCUGGCUUAUCAGGAGAUCAUGGUGUUAGUAGUAUAGAUAUGGAGAUAACUAUCUAUGAGACUAUUCCAAGGCUAAUUGAGCAAAUGAUGAUAUCACUUUCGUUUGAAAAUAAAAGAAGUGCUGUAAUAGAGCUCAACAAGAUAAUAUCUGGUGGUGUGCUGGAAUAUACAAGAGCAGUGGCAGAUUCUGGAGGCAUAUUUCCACUGGUGAAAAUGCUUGAAGAGGCGGAUGGAGAUGCACUGGAGGCUAUCUUAUCUAUCUUAUAUAAUCUGAGCAUGGAUCCAGAGAAUCACCCAGCAAUAAUUGCUGCUGGAGCAGUGCCUCUGUUGAAGCGGAUUGUUCGUACAGAAGCCCCACAAUGGAGUAGUGCAAUUCAGCUGUUGAGAACAUUGCCUGUAUGACAUUGAUGAAGAAAAUGGCCAUUCAUCGCCAACAAACAUUAUAAACUGCACUUAGGGCCUGUUUGGUUUGAUGGCUAACUUGCCACACUUUGCCUAACUUUUGUGCCUAAGGUUAGUUCUUCAAUUCGAACGACUAACCUUAGGCAAAGUGUGGCACAUUUAGCCACGAACCAAACAGCCCCUUAGUGCAUGCACAGGUACAUUGUUAAGAUUUCAUCAGUGUCUACACGAUCAGUUUGUUCCAAAUGCCUCUGCGAUUAUGAUUCUUUGAGGUUGUUAAUCACUAGGGAUGCUAGUCACCGUAUCACUUUUACAUGUAUACCUUCUCUCUUAACAUUACAAUGGUAGAGGAUAACCAUAAUUGGAGUACAUAUUUGGAUAUGGAUACAAGGUUUACUGCCUUUCUUGGAUGUUUAGGAGACAAAAUUGAUGCAAAAAUAAAAUUCAAUUAGUACUCACAGGACUACUAGCUGCUUUGGGAAUUUUCUGGAAUAUAUAAAAAGAAGUGAACUCAAAACCAUUCAACUUUUUAUCUUAGUUUCAGUUGCGCAUUGCUGAAUUUAACAUAUGUGCAAUUAAGGGUUGGCAAUCAUAAUACUCAUGGAUAGAAGUAGAAUUUGUGAAGGUUCUAAGAAUUUAUUUUCUGGUCCUCCUUGAUGACUCGACGAUGAUCAGAGCAUAGGGAGGCAUACUUUUAUCUUCGAACAAACCUUUGGUGGAUAUACAAGUAUUUGUUGACUGAAGAAUCCGAUGCAGCAGAAAAUGUCUUUGAAAAAGUUUGGAUUGUUUUACCCUGUUGCUUAAUACACCACUAGCAAUAAUGACAUCCUUUACUGAACAUGAUUUUCUUUUGCAGCCAAUUUCUUAGAUUGAGGUUGCGGUUGAACCUAGCUCCAGCUCCCUAUCAUCAUCAAAAUUUGAAUUUUAUGAUCUGGAAGAAAGCAUCAGCAAGGCAUUUCCUCCAAAGUAGCGAUAUAUGCUGCCCUUUUGGCUAGUUGAAAAGCACACCGGGGCCUGAUGUGUCCUUUUGCUCACAUCACAUGCCACGGCAAUAGCUAGUACCACGAACUAUUUUGGAUACCGGCAGUUUGCUGGUUGUGAGAGGACCCAAGAAAGUUCAAAUUGUAGCUUGCUAAAUCGUCGUGUUUCGACACUAGGUGACUUUACUCUUUAAAAAUGCUAUCCUUUUUGUGUAACCUGAAAUCCUGAAUAACCUCCACGGUGCCAAUAUCAAAAGAAUCUCUUUUUGACUCCA